Messenger RNA from Exserohilum turcica Et28A, 384 nucleotides. RefSeq lists its product as uncharacterized. Bases 1 to 384 code for a protein of 127 amino acids. The record is from RefSeq and is a predicted model, not a curated record. The transcript has 2 exons. Lineage: Eukaryota; Fungi; Ascomycota; Dothideomycetes; Pleosporales; Pleosporaceae.
AUGCACGCCAGCUUCCUCGUCGCUCUUGCCCUUGGUGGCACUGCUGUCUCUGCAGCGUGUGACCCGUACUGCAACUUCGCAGCAAGCUACGACUGCUCGCAAAAUGGCGGCCACCACUUCACCAAGGAUCAAAUGAUCUCCAUACUUGUCAAUGCGGACAGAUCUGGAGCCCCCUACGAAGUAUGGGCAGACAACCUUGCUACGACGUACUGCAGCGGCGUGGAAUACGGAGAUAUGCCUCUUUGGACCGUGGGGCUUCCAGACGGAGCAGGCACUGUUUUCUAUGCUUUGGCUAGUAACGGAACUUUUUACUUUUGCGGCAGCCAGUCAGGAACAGCGUCAUCAGGCUGGCCCGACUCAUGCCACGAGAACUCAACAAACUGA